AUGCAUGGGGCUGUCGUGAAAAGAGCGCACGAGCCCGAUAACAACCUAGACGAGAGACGCUCACGUCGCCCGUUAACCUCGUUAUCGGGGCGCUGGAAGUGGGUGAGACGCGGCGGGGGCGGGGGGCCGCCGGCCUCGGCCCGCGCCGUUGGGGGCGGGUGGGGGCGGGGGAAAAUCAAUGACAGCCGCCGCGCGCCGUCUCACCCCGGCCCCGACGCGUUCAUCUCGCGGCCACGUGCCCGGUCACUGGCCUUACACCACCGGCACCAUCUCACCACCGCACCUCGCCACCAUAUAGCCACGGCCCGCUGUCCGGAUGUCGAAGUCGGAUAUUUGGGUUAUCGUACGGCCGCGUCGAUAUGCGACACUUCCGUCACGCGGACGGUGCUAUGCACCCGCCGACAUUGCGGCUCUCGCCUGGCCGCGGUUUACGUGUAUUACGCGAAGAAAAAGCGGAGAGCGCAACAGUACCUGGGCGACGACGGCUCGCACAAGAAGGAGAGGAAGCUAUACAAUGACGGCUACGAUGACGACAACCACGACUACAUCAUAAAGCAGGGGGAGAAGUUCCUCGACCGGUACGAGAUCUCCUCGCCCAUCGGGAAGGGCUCCUUUGGACAGGUUGUGAAAGCGUAUGACCACGAGGAGCAGUGUCAAGUAGCGAUAAAAAUAAUUAAGAAUAAGAAACCCUUCCUAAAUCAGGCACAAAUAGAAGUCAAGUUACUAGAAAUGAUGAACAGGGCAGACGCCGAAAAUAAGUAUUAUAUAGUGAAACUGAAGCGGCACUUCAUGUGGCGGAACCACCUGUGCCUAGUUUUCGAGCUCCUCUCGUACAAUCUGUACGACCUGCUGCGCAACACCAACUUCCGCGGCGUCUCGCUCAACCUCACGCGCAAGUUCGCGCAGCAGCUGUGCACGGCGCUACUGUUCCUCAGUCAGCCAGAACUAAAUAUAAUACACUGUGAUCUUAAACCCGAGAAUAUUCUGCUAUGCAACCCGAAAAGGUCAGCAAUCAAGAUUGUCGACUUUGGUAGUUCAUGUCAACUAGGCCAGAGGAUAUACCAAUACAUCCAGUCGAGGUUCUACCGGUCUCCGGAGGUGCUGCUGGGCAUCCCAUACGACCUAGCAAUAGACAUGUGGUCGCUGGGCUGCAUACUGGUCGAGAUGCACACCGGCGAGCCGCUCUUCAGCGGCGCAAACGAGCUCGACCAGAUGAACAAGAUCGUCGAGGUGCUCGGCAUGCCGCCUGACCAUCUGCUCGAUCAGGCACACAAAACCAGAAAGUUCUUCGACAAAUUACCGGCGUCGGAGGGCGGCGGCUACGUCCUGAAAAAAGUCAACGGAAAGGAUGGCAGCGGCUACCGCAAGUACCGGGCGCCGGGGACGCGGCAGCUGCACGACAUACUCGGCGUGGAGGGGGGCGGGCCGGCGGCGAGGCGCCGCGGCGAGCCCGGCCACUCGGUCUCCGACUACCUCAAGUUCAAGGACCUCAUCCUCCGCAUGCUCGAGUACGACCCCAAGCAGCGGGUGACGCCCUACUACGCGCUGCAGCACAACUUCUUCAAGCGCACCGCGGACGAGUCUACCAACACACAGCAGGCGCAGUCGCACCACCAGCACGUGGGCGGCGCCCGGCUGUGGGGCCCCGCGGAGCGCAUGGAGGUGGAGGGGCCCCGUCGCGAUACACUAGCGCCGGGCCACCGCCCGCACUCGCGCCGCGCACCACGCCGCCGGGGCGAAGCGGGCGCCGAGGAAGCGCAGGCGGACGCGGAAGCGGAAGCGGGCGCGCUAAGCGGGCGGGCACGGGCGGAGCGGGGCGGACGACACGCCGGCACUCGCGCGGGCGACAUCGACUCGGCAGCGUUCCCGCUCCCGCUGCGCCCGCACGGUGCACGCUCAUCGCAGCGUGUGCGGGGCGGCAUAUAUACAGUAGGAUGCGCUUCUCGGAUUAUGCAGACUCCCGAGCGGGUGAAGGAUGAGCGUCGCUCUGCAACUCUCAGUAAGUCGCUGCGCCCCGCGAAAUCUGCGGGCGGGGCGGAAGCGGAAAAUAGUGAUCGGUACCGAGAUGGGACCUACUGUGGCGGGACAGUCGUGCUGAAAAACGGUUAUGGGUCCGCGGCGGAUAACGGCCCGAUGCGGUCCCGCGACGGCCCCGAUUGCCCCAUUGCUCGGCGCCGAGCGCUCGGUUCCGUAUUCGCCCCCAGCCCGCGCGAAGCUUUUGAAGUGAAACUUCUAAUGCGACCUCCAACAAGGUUGCGU
Iphiclides podalirius (scarce swallowtail) is the source of this 2259-nucleotide messenger RNA. Lineage: Eukaryota; Metazoa; Arthropoda; Insecta; Lepidoptera; Papilionidae. The record is from the annotation of a GenBank genome assembly.